UUGAAUGUAGGCUGUCACGGUUUAUAAAGGCCAAGUUCUCUUGCUACCCUCUCGCUUAUCCGGGGCUUGGCUUUUUCCUCUUCUUACCUACUUUCUACUUACUUUUUUUCUUCCUUCGCCCGCCGCCACGUUCUUGAUAAGGAUCCACGAUUGUCCGUCUCCGGCAGUUUGUCUUGCGCAGCACCUCAGCUUGUGUUUGAUUGACCAAUACCUACCUUGCUUCGACGAAUUAUUACAAUUUUGCAUCUUCCUGGAUUGUGUUUCCCUUGGACUUUUACCUCUUCCAAUUCCCAACUUCACACAUAGGACAAUGCAACUCAAGAGAGCGGCGCGAGUAAUCCUAAUUGGUGCGCCCGGCGUGGGCAAGGGGACGCAAAGCGAGAGGCUGCUCAGGCGCUUCCCUCAACUCAAGGCCAUCAGCACCGGCGACCUCCUCCGCCACAAUGUCAAGAACAGGACGCCUCUCGGCAUCAUGGCUGAGAACACCAUCAAGGCCGGAGGCCUGGUGGCCGACGACCUGAUGCUCCGUCUCAUCUCGUCAGAGCUCCGAUCCCGAGGCUGGCUUCUCGGCGGCGGCAGAGCACCCCUCAUGACGCUCUCCGCAGAAGCAACCUCCAUCGAAGGCUCCUAUCACCACCACCACCACCACCACCAGUCCAACUCUUCCAUGGACGACGACCCGUCCGCCUCCUUCAUGCUCGACGGCUACCCGCGCACCGUCUCCCAGGCCGUCACCCUCGACCGCCUCGUGCCCAUGAACCUCGUCGUCUCCCUCCAGACGCCCUUCUCCGUCAUCCUCGAGCGCAUCGCCGGCCGCUGGGUCCACGAGCCCUCGGGCCGCGUCUACAACACCUCCUUCAACCGCCCGCGCGUCCCCGGCCGCGACGACGUCACCGGCGAGCCCCUCGUCCAGCGCCCGGACGACAACGAGGAGACGUACCGCGCCCGCUUCCGCAAGUUCCAGGAGAACAGCGAGCCCAUCCUCAACCACUACGCCAAAAAGGGCGUCCUGCUCGAGAUUGAGGGCAUGAGCAGCGAUGAGAUUAGCCCGAAGCUGUUUGAGGCUUUCGAGGCUCGCUUCGUGCGGUGAUGUCCUUUAUUCCCCCUCCUCGGUCUGGAAAUGUGGACAUCUUUAUGCUGCAGCAUUUCAUGUUUCAACAACCUUAUUCGAUAUCCUUAGUUGGUUGGUCCUCUUUCUGUUUCUAUCACUCUAUCCGGCGUUUUUUUUGUGUCUUGGGAGGUCAAUUGUCAUGUUACUCGGGAGUUAUCUGUGCGGGUUGGAAAAUAUCACGCCCUCUUCUGUUUCCAUCUCAUGGCCGUUUCUACCUAGUCGAAAGCCAAGAGGAUGAUGAACGGCGCACUUUGUUGAGUACCUAUGUCUUGUUAUUUGGAGUGGCUCUCUCGCCGUCUCCCAUCUUGUGUACAAUCUCCGGAAUUGAGUAC
Messenger RNA from Trichoderma reesei QM6a, 1443 nucleotides. RefSeq lists its product as uncharacterized. The coding region runs from base 311 to 1090 and encodes 259 amino acids. Gene Ontology annotation, biological process: nucleobase-containing compound metabolic process. The transcript is spliced from 3 exons. Gene Ontology annotation, molecular function: AMP kinase activity; ATP binding. Gene Ontology annotation, cellular component: mitochondrion; cytoplasm. NCBI's taxonomy places the organism in Eukaryota, Fungi, Ascomycota, Sordariomycetes, Hypocreales, Hypocreaceae. The record is from RefSeq and is a predicted model, not a curated record.